UUCCGGGUAGCAAGAAAAGCAUCUCUUCUCCUUCCUGGCUGAGUGAACUGCGGUGAUAUAGUCACAGACGUCCUCCUUCUUUAAUCUCUCCAUUGACCGAUCAACCCCAAUUCAGGGUCUCCUAAGUCCGAUAAUCACUUCAAGCAGCCAUGGAUGAAGAGUACGAUGUCAUAGUGCUGGGAACUGGUCUCAAGGAAUGCAUCCUCAGCGGUCUGCUCUCAGUCGAUGGCCUCAAGGUCCUGCACAUGGAUAGGAACGACUACUACGGAGGAGAAUCUACGUCUCUUAAUCUCAUUCAGCUUUGGAAGAGGUUCAGGGGAAGUGAUAAGCCUCCACCUCAUUUGGGUGCUAGUAGGGAUUAUAAUGUGGACAUGAUUCCCAAGUUUAUGAUGGCGAAUGGAACUCUUGUGCGUGUUCUCAUUCAUACAGAUGUUACAAAGUACCUGUACUUCAAAGCUGUAGAUGGUAGCUAUGUCUUUAAUAAAGGGAAGGUUCAUAAGGUGCCAGCAACUGACAUGGAGGCACUGAAAUCUCCAUUAAUGGGUAUAUUUGAGAAACGACGUGCACGGAAGUUCUUCAUUUACGUUCAAGAUUAUGAUGAAAGUGAUCCUAAAACACAUGAGGGGAUGGACUUGACAAGGGUGACAACUAGGGAGCUGAUUGCGAAAUAUGGUCUUGAUGACAAUACCAUAGACUUCAUUGGUCAUGCAUUGGCCCUUCAUAGAGAUGAUCGUUACCUGGAUGAACCUGCAUUGGACACUGUAAAGAGAAUGAAGCUUUAUGCGGAGUCUCUUGCACGUUUUCAAGGUGGAUCACCAUAUAUUUAUCCUCUUUAUGGAUUAGGAGAGCUGCCCCAGGCUUUUGCACGGCUUAGUGCGGUUUAUGGUGGGACAUAUAUGUUGAAUAAACCUGAGUGCAAGGUAGAGUUUGAUGAUGAAGGCAAAGUUAUUGGUGUCACAUCAGAAGGUGAAACUGCUAAGUGCAAGAAAGUUGUCUGUGAUCCAUCCUACUUGCCUGGCAAGGUUAGGAAGAUUGGUAGGGUUGCUAGGGCAAUUGCCAUUAUGAGCCACCCAAUCCCAAACACAAAUGACUCUCAUUCAGUGCAGAUUAUCCUGCCACAGAAGCAGUUGGGUCACAGAUCAGACAUGUAUCUUUUCUGUUGCUCAUAUUCUCACAAUGUCGCUCCUAAGGGCAAAUUCAUUGCAUUUGUAUCAACGGAGGCAGAGACAGAUCAGCCAGAAACCGAACUGAAGCCUGGAAUCGAUCUUCUAGGCCCUGUUGAUGAGAUAUUCUUUGAUAUCUAUGACAGAUUUGAACCGGUCAAUGAACCUACUUUGGACAAUUGCUUCAUAUCAACCAGUUAUGAUGCCACAACCCACUUUGAGUCAACUGUUAUGGAUGUGCUCAAUAUGUAUACCAUGAUAACUGGGAAGGUUCUGGACCUCAGCGUGGAUUUGAGUGCUGCCAGUGCUGCUGAAGAAUGAGGAAUACUGAAAAUUUAUAGCAUGUACUGAUGUUUGUGCCUUAUUCUGCGUUGCUUAGAAUGUUGAAUGUUGCCAAAGAUGGCGUCAGACUUUCUUUGUGUUUCGAUUUCUGUUAUAGAUGGUACCAUUGCUAUGUGUAAUAACAUUAUAUUUAUGUUUCGGUGACCCAUAGUUUCUU
Molecule: messenger RNA, 1662 nt
Organism: Rubroshorea leprosula
Lineage: Eukaryota; Viridiplantae; Streptophyta; Magnoliopsida; Malvales; Dipterocarpaceae
Source: the annotation of a GenBank genome assembly